Molecule: messenger RNA, 2495 nt
Organism: Mesorhabditis spiculigera
Lineage: Eukaryota; Metazoa; Nematoda; Chromadorea; Rhabditida; Rhabditidae
Source: the annotation of a GenBank genome assembly
CCACCACCACCACCACCACUACCACACCAUCCACCACAGCACCCAUCAUCAGCAGAGAGGAGAUCAACCCGAGCAAUGGCCCAAAAACGACAGAGGCCAUCGAAACGGAAGUGGUCGACUAUGGCUCCGAGGUUUCAGCCCCAGUGCCAGGGGUGAUUGCGGAAGAAGCUGGUCAGCCUAGCACCAACCCGGAUGGUUAUGGCGAUCCGUCGGAUAUUUGGAUCUCGAAGGAGGGAAAGAUGCUCAAAAUCGAAUGGGAAGUGGCCGAGGAGUCAGUAUGUGACGCUUUCCUUGUCAACUACACCGUCUUGACGCUGUCCCAACCAAAAGCCUUCUCUGUCGCCUCGCAGGACAGCUUCGUACUCAUCAAAAUGUUCACCGACCAUAAGCUGGAGGCUAAAGUCUUCUGCAUGCUAUCGGGUGCGCUUUCCAAGACCUGGUGGGCCCACCGUAUCAUCGACCUCAGCAAACCGCAAGCCAUCCACGGUCUACGCGUUGUAAACGUCGAAACCGACGACUUCUACGUGGCCAAAAUCGAGCUCGAAUGGGACUGGCCCGUCUUCCACGAUUUCAAACACAACGAUAUCGUCGUGCUGUAUGGCGUUGGAAAGGCUCCUCCUAAAAAGCUCGAAGUCACCGAAAAGGGGAAGGUCGUGUUGGACAAGCUCGAGCCAACUGAAGAGUACAUCAUCACGGUGCGCAACAUCAGCCGCGAGUUGGGCAUCAACAGCCAAGACGCCAUCAUCAAGCAGCAGACGAGACCAAUCAUCUCAUCCACGCUAUAUCCCGGCCAAAUCUCGUCCACCUCCAUCAACAUCAAUUUCGGCGAAUCGGACCCGGAACAGGGAAAAUUCGAGCACUACGAGCUCGACUUCACCGGCAACAACAAGAACAUCACCCGGAAAAUUGCCAUGGACAAGGACCGCUCGUUCACCUUCACCAAGUUAAUCCCCGGCAAGACGUACAAGUUCUCCCUCUUCACCGUCUACAAAUCGAUGCGCAGCCGGCCGGUUGUCGCCGAAAUUACGACCUACCCGCUAAAAGUCGAAAAAUUGCGCCCAAUCGUCGGGAGGGACUACGCCUCGCUACACUGGGACAUUGAAAAUUUUGCCGAUAACGACGUGCGCUUCCGGCUGAGCUACAUCGCAACGUCGAACGAUGGUGCCAGAAAGGAGCGGACCGUUCAGCUGAAGAACACCAACCACUAUCGAUUUGAUGAGCUCGACCUGGAGACGUACUACACCUUCACAAUUACCGUCAUUAUGGGGAUUGGCGAAGCGGAAGCGGAAAGUGAAAGCGAAAUGGUGACGGUGGCUUUCGGGAAAGACGUCCGCUCGAAGCCGGCCCUGAAACGGCAUGGGACUCGCGAGUUGGCGCUGAUCUUCGAAAACGAUCACAAUAUGUGGCACGAGCUCAAUGGGCCCUUCAACAACUUUGCAGUGAUUGUGGCGGAGGAUAUUGAGCUUGGCGGUGACGAUUACGAGUUGCGCUCGUGGUUCGAGGUGCACAACGACGACAAGUGGCCCUCCUACCGGGCCAGCCGUUCCGACUAUCAGCCGUUCUCAAAGCGUGGUGUCAAAGAGGCCAUGUUUAUCAUCGGAGAGGACGACUGUGAGCAGCAGCGCCUUGAUGAACCGUACUGCAACGGAAUGCUGCGCGCCAACACCAAGUACCUGGCCAAAGUACGCGGUUACACCGACGAGGGCGUGGCGAUGGAGACGGACUGGGUGGCCAUACAUGGACACACUAACGGACAAGGAGAUGGAGAUGAGGAUGAGGAGGAAGAAGAAGACCCAGGCCUCCCGUGUCAUAUGUACCUCAACGGAUGUCCCCGCAAGGGGGACAAGGGCAAAUCGGAGCUCUGCAUGUUCACUAUGGCCACCGACCUGGGCUGCGUGCUCACCUCGUUCCUCUACGUCGCCAUCAAGGAGGCGGCCAACAAGGAGCCGGGCUAUUCCGGGUCGCAAAGUCUGGAGAUGCUGCGCAAUAGUGUCCUUGUCUCCGCUGAAUCAUGCCUCCUGCUGGUGACCAACUUGUGCCUGGUCGUUACCCUCUACACGGAGAUCAAGGCAGCCGAGAAAAACAAAUGCUACGUCACGAACAACAUCGGCGUGUCGCUGCACAAGUAUGAUAUCGAAUGUGGCGGCCCGCAGAAGCAGUGUGAAGCCAAGCGUGGGCUUCUCGGCAAGCUCGUCGCUUACGGCAACAAUUCCCUCAGCUCUGGAAACGCCAAGAAAGAGACCGCCGAGCCUGCCAAGGAUAAUUCGGAAAGUUGCCGCAAGUCAGCCGGCCCUGAUUCCAGCUGCAAGACGGCUCAGUCCGUUUCCGCACCGCUAGCCGAGUUUUCCACCCGUCAAAAGACUUCCUCGCCUCCGAAGACGGCCAUUGUCAUCCCUUCCACCAACUCUAGCGGGGCGCAACACCCUGUGCCACCGCCCAUGAAGUAUGCCUUCGAUCAGCCUCCGUCUGCCGUUGCACCUACCACCCCAAAGGCC